Gracilinanus agilis (Agile Gracile Mouse Opossum) is the source of this 2139-nucleotide messenger RNA. It is a transcript of the gene ORAI3, whose product is annotated as ORAI calcium release-activated calcium modulator 3. Gene Ontology annotation, cellular component: membrane. Gene Ontology annotation, molecular function: store-operated calcium channel activity. Gene Ontology annotation, biological process: store-operated calcium entry. NCBI's taxonomy places the organism in Eukaryota, Metazoa, Chordata, Mammalia, Didelphimorphia, Didelphidae. The transcript is spliced from 2 exons. The record is from RefSeq and is a predicted model, not a curated record. Bases 1 to 951 code for a protein of 316 amino acids.
AUGAAAGGAGACGGGGAUGCUGGCGAACAGGCCCCCCUUAAUCCUGAGGCUGGAGAGAGCCCUGGGGGUUCAGCCACUUACCGGGACUUUGUGCACCGAGGCUACCUGGAUCUCAUGGGAGCCAGCCAGCACUCACUGCGGGCCCUUAGCUGGCGCCGCCUCUACCUCAGCCGAGCCAAACUCAAGGCCUCCAGCCGAACAUCUGCCCUGCUCUCCGGCUUUGCCAUGGUGGCCAUGGUGGAGGUCCAACUAGAGACCAACCACGACUACCCCCCUGGGCUGCUGGUGGCCUUUAGUGCCUGUACCACCGUGCUGGUGGCUGUCCACCUCUUCGCCCUCAUGGUGUCCACCUGCCUGCUGCCCCACAUUGAGGCCGUCAGCAACAUUCACAACCUCAAUUCUGUCCACCAGUCUCCCCAUCAGCGGCUCCACCGCUAUGUGGAGCUAGCCUGGGGGUUUUCUACAGCCUUGGGAACUUUCCUCUUUCUAGCUGAAGUGGUCUUGGUUGGAUGGGUAAAGUUCAUGCCCAUUGGGGGGCCAACGGUGGCCCCUGUGCCUGAGAUCCCUCCCUCCUUGGCCUCGAGAGGCCCUGGGAGCUCUUUACCUGCUUCACCAACCUCCAUGGGCCCAAGUCCUGGACUAUCUCUGACAGAGCCAGUGGUUCCCUUGAGUCCCCCAACUGGGACCUCAGCUUCAGGGAUGCCACCCAGGGAUGGGCCCUCAGCUGUGACCUGCUCCCCCCAACAGAGAUGUGAAGAGCCAGUGACCUCAUCACAUGGGCCUGGCUGGCAUGCUGCUAUGGCCUCAACAGUGAUCAUGGUACCCGUAGGCUUGGUGUUUGUUGCCUUUGCCCUCCAUUUCUACCGAUCCUUGGUUGCUCACAAAACAGACCGGCACAGGCAAGAGUUGGAAGAGCUGAGCCGCCUCCAGGGAGAACUGCAGGCUGUGUGAAAUGAAGGUGGAAGCAAAUAGAAGAUGCAGCAACAGCAGUAUCCCCAGCAAUAGAACCACAGGGUAUUCUCAAGGUAGGCCCAGGAAGGAACUCCUUGGCACCCUGACCCAGGUCCACAUCCCCCCUGCCAGGAGUCCUGGGCCAAGAGAAGGAGCCCUGCACCAACUGUCUGUACACAAAGUGGAAGAAUGCAUCAGGUAGAAGGACCUGAUUUCCUCCUCUUCCCUGUAGUGCAGGGAAUAGUUGGGAGGGUCAGGUCAGACUGGCCUUUAAGGAAGAUCCCAGAGACACACUAUGUGUAUACCUCACCAACAUCUGUCUAGCUUUCUUUAAGCUAAGCUCCUCCUUUGCCUUCCCUUUUCUAUAGAGCCUACUAUGAUGAGACUUGGUACAUUCUGAAACCCUCCUCACAAAGGCAUCCUGUUUGGAACAGUAUAUAUUUGAACCACAGUGAUUUUCGUAUCACUGAGAAUUUACUGGUGGCAGCUCUGCCCAUUUGGGUAUUGCCUCCUCCUAUGUCUCUCCCCCAGAUUUAUGCUUCCUGGAGGAAUUCUCAAAGCCAGAGCUGACUUCCCAGAAGAAUCCCCCAAGUAGGAUUACCUAAGUUCAGUUUUGGUUCUACCUCUUGAGUUCCAGGGCCAUGGAGUUGGGUGGGUUCUCCUUAAGGCAUAGGACUUGUUUCCCUUCCUCACCCCUUUGAGAUAUUAGUUACCUUUCCACUUGGGUAGGUUCUCCUAUGCUGACCUACAAUUUUUAUAUUUUAUUUCCAAGUUCUUAGGAGCCUUAGAGAUAGAUCAUAGAUCACACGUUUCCUCCAAAUUUGAGGCCCCACUCCUAUUAUCUCUUUAUUUUAAGUACUACCCCAUGGCUCUGAAGCAUCCGAAGAAAUUGCCUUAACUACAAACCUAGCUGUUUUUCCUGGACUUUGUGCCAAUAUCACCUGUCCCUCUCAAAAUUCCAUCCUUCCCUCCCCCUCGCCAGGGUAGGAACAGGGAAGAAGGGCUGGUAAAAGGGAGAGAGAUGGGCUUCCAUGGAGAAGGUUCUGUCGAAAUCCUGACAAUCAUAUCCCACAUAAGUUUUGCCUCACCUUAAGAGCCCCAGGGAGCUGUGACCUUCCUCUUCAGUGAUAGGAGAUCAACUCUGACACUGAAUUUUCACUGUACCUUUCUUUUGUACAAUAAAUCUUG